AUGCCGUUCGAGUGGAUCCAUAUCAAGAGGAAUCUAUUUAAUGAUCCCAGUAUGUCGGGCGUGGUGCACAGCGGGGUCGUCCUGCGGCUGCAGCUGAGUCGUCGUCCCGCCUACCAGGUCCUGGCGGUGAUCCUGCCGUCCUUCAUCCUGCUGGCCAUCAGCACGACGUCCCUGUGGAUGUCGUGCACGACCAAAACGCCGUCGCGGCUGAUCGUGUCGUGCUGCGUGACGGGAGCCUUCCUCCUGCUGUGGGCCAUCAGCGCCCUCACCAGCCCCAGCACCGGCCGCGUCAAGGCACUCGACGUGUGGCUCUGCUUCUGCACGAUGCACGCGCUGUUGCACGACAUCACGCACGUGGCCAUCGACAUCUUCAGCGGGCGCGACUGCUCGGGCGCCAGCCAAUUGUUCUCGCGCGUGACGUCGCGGCCCGUGUCCAAGAUGCGCGAGGUCAAGCCCAUCGAGUCGGGCAGCAUCUACGACUCGCUCAUGAUGCGUCUCGGCCCUGAGGAAGACCACUGGACGGCCGGCUACUGGAUCACCUUCAUCGCCCGCGUCGUGUCGCCCGUGCUGGUCGUCCUCUUCAACGCCACCUUCUGGCCCUUCGUGCUCUACUUCAACAUCAACCCCUUGCCCUGA
This is a messenger RNA of Penaeus indicus, 636 nucleotides long. RefSeq lists its product as uncharacterized. Gene Ontology annotation, cellular component: membrane. Gene Ontology annotation, molecular function: monoatomic ion channel activity; transmembrane signaling receptor activity. Lineage: Eukaryota; Metazoa; Arthropoda; Malacostraca; Decapoda; Penaeidae. The record is from RefSeq and is a predicted model, not a curated record. The transcript is spliced from 2 exons. The coding region runs from base 1 to 636 and encodes 211 amino acids. Gene Ontology annotation, biological process: monoatomic ion transmembrane transport.